Messenger RNA from Phyllostomus discolor (pale spear-nosed bat), 1341 nucleotides. RefSeq names its product POP7 homolog, ribonuclease P/MRP subunit (gene POP7). NCBI's taxonomy places the organism in Eukaryota, Metazoa, Chordata, Mammalia, Chiroptera, Phyllostomidae. Bases 3 to 566 code for a protein of 187 amino acids. The record is from RefSeq and is a predicted model, not a curated record. Gene Ontology annotation, molecular function: nucleic acid binding. Gene Ontology annotation, biological process: tRNA 5'-leader removal. Gene Ontology annotation, cellular component: ribonuclease MRP complex; nucleolar ribonuclease P complex; nucleus. The transcript is spliced from 2 exons.
GCAUGCGCACUCUGCCCUUUUGGGAACGGUGUUGCCUACUACCUAGCAUUUUUGCUAAGCUCCCCUUUUCUUCAGUUCUUGAGGUCUGGAGGUCCUGGGCUGCGCCUUCUAUUUGGGCCAGUAGGCACAACGCGACACACAGCAUGGCAGAAAACCGAGAGCACCGUGGGGCCAUUGAGGCUGAGCUGGAUCCCGUGGAGUACACCCUUCGGAAGCGGUUGCCCCACCGUCUGCCCCGGAGGCCCAAUGACAUUUAUGUUAACAUGAAAACUGACUUUAAGGCCCAACUGGCCCGCUGUCAGAAGUUGCUGGACGGAGGGUCGCGAGGUCAGAAUGCAUGCACUGAGAUCUACAUUCAUGGCUUGGGCCUGGCCAUCAACCGUGCAAUCAACAUUGCCCUACAGCUUCAGGCGGGCAGCUUCGGGUCUUUGCAGGUGGCUGCCAAUACCUCCACUGUGGAGCUUGUUGAUGAGCUGGAACCAGAGACUGAUACACAAGAGCCACUGACCCGCAUCAGAAACAACUCGGCCAUCCACAUCCGGGUCUUCAGGGUCACACCCAAAUAAUAAAAUGAGUCUGGCUCACCUCAUCCACCUAUCCUCAGCUAGGCUCAGGUAUGACUCUCCUUGUACUGAGUACUGUCAUGGACCUCCUACCAGAGCCAUAUAAGGAAAAGCCUGUCGUCUCUGAGCCCAAAAGACACUGAAUUGAGAAGGGGAGAGUGUCUCUUGUUGGGCCCAAGUAACCAGGCCUUCCUGAAUCUUUGUGGUCUGUAACCAGCCAUUGUCCUAGGCAAUAAAAAGUAUCAAAUUUAGUGCCCACCCACCCCACUGCCACUGCCUGUCCCCUGUGUAAAGUUGGUGUAUACCUGAAAAGGAGAGUAGGAAACUUGACGAGUGUUUAGGUGCAGGAGGGAAACCUGAGUGCCUUCACAGAGGGUAUAGAUUAUAAUGUGGACAUGGUAACAUAAACUUUAGUACAGUGCAGAAGCCUGACAACCCAAUGUUUGCCUUAAAAUUUCUCAUUCUCUCAGAGGCAGGCCAAAUGGGUAAAAUGUACCCUCUUGCCUGCUGAAUGCAGCUGGGAUAGUCUUAUGCUUAGAAGCAUGGGCUGUGGUAGAGGUUCUCAGGCACAGGAAAGGGGAGGGUUUGAGAAUGUAUCAGGCCCUGUGAUAGAAACUGAUAUAUGGCUUCAUUUGUUUCCUGGUCCUGUGGGCCCAAGCAGCUGUGGCCCAGAGCCCUUGAAACCCUUCUGGCUGGGCUGCUCUAGUGGGAAAGGAAAGCCUCCCUCCUGAAUUACUGGGCACACAGAUAAUAAAUAUUUUGUGUUUGGGUAUUUUUA